AUUCGUAAUCACCGUGAAAUUUUGCAUCGAAUGAUAUAGUUUUAAGUGAAAAAUAAGAACUUGCAAUUCUUUUGAAUUAGCGGCGCCUUACGAACAAUUAUAAGAUGACGUAGACUACGAUAUUCAUAUCGCCAAUUCUAACUUAUAUUUGUAUAGACGUGGUCAUAAACGAGCUCGUUAUCAUCGAGAAAAUCCAUUUAUAUUCUUCACCGAUGACGAUGUAAAAGCAUUUUGGCCACCUAUCAAAGAUUUUUUCAAUAUCGACGAAACAUUUCCAGUUAAUCAGUUGAUGACGCGUAUACAAGCUGAUAGUGGUCGAAAUAUUUAUUUUGUCUCAGAAAAUUUAAAAAAUAUUGUAUCACUCAAUGACGAUCAUAUUAAAUUUAUUAAUAUGGGUAUUCGUUUGUUAGUACGUACGGAUCUUCGAAGUGAAAAAGAAGGUGGAAAACGAACACUACGCAUUAGUCAAGAAGGUAUAACAAUCGUUCAAAAAUAUUUUCAUAAACGACAUAUUAGUUUAAAUGAACAAGAUGUAUUAACUCUGUUAGCGCAUGCAAUGCCCUAUUUCACAGAAUUAUCACAGAAUGUUCAAAAACAAAUAGAAGAAGAUAAUAAAGAAUUUGGUAGUAUUAUUUGCAAUUAUGAUCCGAAUGAAUCAUUUAAUAAAAAUGCUAAUUUACAUGUGCCAUUAAAUUUUAUUUCAUGGCGUGGUCGAUCAUCAUUACGCCCAUUUCUUACACAUUCAUCUCGAAAAUUUUAUCUUGCUCUAUGUAAUGUUGAUCAUGAAAAAAUUAAUGAAAUGAUUGAAAAACUGACAAUCGAAGAAAAAAGUCUUGAAAAACAAAGUGUUCAAAUUAAUAAGGAGAAAAAUAUAUCUAAAGAAAAAACUGAACAUGAACAACAAGAAAUAGAAGAACUUGUUUAA
Molecule: messenger RNA, 925 nt
Organism: Didymodactylos carnosus
Lineage: Eukaryota; Metazoa; Rotifera; Eurotatoria; Philodinida; Philodinidae
Source: the annotation of a GenBank genome assembly